Molecule: messenger RNA, 10970 nt
Organism: Seriola dumerili (greater amberjack)
Lineage: Eukaryota; Metazoa; Chordata; Actinopteri; Carangiformes; Carangidae
Gene: col12a1b
Product: collagen alpha-1(XII) chain-like
Exons: 77
Coding region: 85-10773 (3562 amino acids)
Molecular function (GO): protein binding
Source: RefSeq, a predicted model, not a curated record
UUUUUUUUUUAAAAACCAAAGCAAAGAAUUCCUACAGUCUCCUCUCUAGCUUCAUUCAUGUGCUGCUGAGCUGAGGAGCUGAAGAUGAAGUGCAGGCUGUCUCUGGCGGCGGCUGCCCUCCUGGCACUGCUGCUGUCCUCCGCUCAGGCCCAGAAACCAGUCAACCCUCCAUCAGAUUUGAGGUUUAAGAUUUUAAAUGAGAACACAGUGCAAAUGAUCUGGAGCAGACCACAGUCAAGGAUACAGGGCUACAGAAUACAAGUGACCUCAGACACAGAUGAACCAACAAAAGAAUUUACUCUUCCUGCAUCUGCAACUAAGACCUCCAUCUCAGACCUGACUCCGAAUGUGGAUUAUUCUGUAACGAUAUCUGCAUACGCCGGAUCAGAGGAGAGUCUACCCAUCACCGGCCAGAUCACACUUGAGUCAGGUGGCAGACCAUCCAAGAAGCCAGACCCUACAGAUUCAGUCAAAUGCUCUGUGAGCGCUGUCGCCGAUGUGGUGUUUUUGGUGGAUGGCUCCUGGAGCGUGGGCAGGCCGAACUUCAAAUAUAUCCGCAACUUCAUCUCGGCGGUGGCCGGAGCCUUUCAGAUCGGAGCGGACAAAACCCGCGUGGGGGUGUUUCAGUACAGCGACACCCCCAGACCAGAGUUCAACCUGAACGAACACCUGACACGACCGGCGCUGCUGCGGGCCAUCAGCACACUGCCAUACAAAGGAGGAAACACCAUGACAGGCGAUGCCCUCAACUACAUCCUGAAAAACGCUUUCACCGAGGCGGCCGGCGCCAGGAUGGGUUUUCCCAAAGUGCUGGUGAUCGUCACAGAUGGCACAUCUGAGGAUCCAGUGGAGAGUUACGCCAAGCAGCUCAGGAGCACAGGGGUGGAGAUCUUUGUCCUCGGUGUCAAAGAGGCAGACGAACCUGAGAUGAAGCUGAUAGCCACCGCUCCUUACGGAAAUCACAUCUUUAAUGUCGCCAACUUCGACUUGAUCAAGAAUGUGCAGAGAGAGUUCAUUACUCAGGUGUGCGCUGGUGUUGAAGAUCAACUCAGCUCACUCGUCAGCGGAGAGGAAGUCAUUGAGCCAGCCUCUAACCUCCAAGUCCUGGAGGUGUCCUCGAAGUCCUUACGCGUCGUCUGGGACCCCUCCAUCGGGGACAUCUCCGGGUAUAAGGUGCAGAUGAAUCCCAUGAUGGCUGGCAGCAAGCGGCAGGAGCUGUACGUGGGCUCGUCUCAGACCUCUGUGGUGGUCAGAGACCUUUCUCCAGACACCCAGUACCAGAUCAGUCUGUUCGCUCUGAAGGGCCUGGCACCCAGUGAGCCCGUCAUGGUCAUGGAGAAGACGCAGCCGGUUAAAGUGUCACUGGAAUGUUCUCUUGGCGUGGAUGUUCAAGCCGACGUUGUCCUGCUGGUUGACGGCUCCUACAGCAUCGGUCUGGCCAACUUUGCUAAAGUGAGAGCUUUCCUGGAGGUGCUGGUGAACACCUUCGACAUCGGGCGAGAUAAGGUUCAGAUCAGCUUGGUCCAGUACAGCAGGGACCCCCACACCGAGUUCUACCUGAACUCUCACCAUGACCUGGCCGCUGUGGUCAAGGCUGUGAGGACUUUCCCCUACAGAGGUGGCUCCACCAACACCGGCAGGGCCAUGACCUACGUGAGGGAGAAGAUCUUCCAGAACAGCAGGGGAGCACGAGCCAACGUUCCCCGCGUUACCAUCCUCAUCACUGACGGGAAGUCGUCCGACGCUUUCCAGGAACCGGCCACCAAGCUGAGGAACGCUGAUGUGGAGAUCUUCGCGGUGGGUGUUAAGGAUGCCGUACGAUCUGAGCUGGAGGCCAUUGCCAAUACGCCUGCAGAGACCCACGUGUACACUGUGGAGGACUUCGACGCCUUCCAGAGAAUUUCCAAAGAACUCACUCAGUCUAUCUGCCUGAGAAUCGAGCAAGAGCUGCGCAACAUCUUACAGAGACAACUGGUGCAACCGAAGGGCCUGUCCUUCUCAGACGUCGGCGCCAAGAGCUUCAGGGCCUCGUGGGAGAUCGACGCCAACAACGUCGAGUCCUAUUUGGUCAAGUUCAAGCCGGAGGAUGAUGCCGACGGCCAUUAUGUUUCCAUAUCUGUGCCCGGGGACACACUCACCACCCUCAUCCCCUACCUCAACCCGCUCACCCGCUACGAAGUCAACAUUUUCGCUCAUUAUGAGAAAGGGCAGAGCUUGCCUGUGCAAGGCUUUGAGACCACUUCAGAAGAACAAGGCCCGGUGCGUAACCUGAGAGUAUCUGAAGAGACAACAGACAGCUUCAGAGUAACGUGGCAGCCAGCUCCAGGAAGCGUCAUUCGCUACCACCUGACCUAUGAGCCCGUUGGGGACGAGAGCUCGAGGCUGGAGACGACCACCGAUGGCCCAGAAACAACGAUUGUGCUCCGGCAGCUUCGGCCCCAAACCACCUACCGUGUCACCGUCACUCCUGAGUACCAGUCCGGCCCCGGAGCGCCACAGCAGACCGACGGCACCACCAAAGAAGACGUGGGCCCUCCUAAAAACCUGGUCACCAGCGACGUGACCGACACCAGCUUUACCGCAUCGUGGACGGCGGCGCCCGGAAACCCCAGGACGUACGUCGUUCGGUGGAAGUCGUUGUUUUCCGAGGAAGCGGGACAGAAAAGCGUACCAGGAGACACCACCAGCACCGUGUUGGAUGGCCUGACUCCGGAGACGCUCUACCAGGUUUCUGUGGUCGCCGACUACGGUUACAAAGCCAGCGAACCGCUCACUGGACAGGAAACCACCGAUGCCUCUGCCGCCGGUAAAAGCCUAACCGUGUCAGACGAGACGGAGCGAACCAUGAAGGUCGCAUGGAUGCCGGCGCCGGGCAAGGUGCUCAACUACAGGCUGAAGUAUGUCCCAAGUAAUGGCGGAGGCAAGGAAGUGGCCCUGAAAAUCCCCGGGACGGCCACUUCCACCGUCAUGAAGCGCCUGCAGCCCAUGACCACUUACGACAUCGCCGUUCACCCCAUCUACAAGCGCGGGGAAGGAAAAGCAAGGCAAGGAGUAGGAACGACACUGUCGCCCUACAAGCCUCCCAGGAACCUCCAGACCUCAGAGGCCACCAAGAACAGUUUCAGAGUCACCUGGAAAGCAGCGCCCGGACCGGUUAAGGCCUACAAAGUGACCUUUCACCCCACCGGGAAUGAUAUCGAACUCGGGGAGCUGCUCGUGGGUCCCUAUGAUAACACAGUGGUUCUAGAGGAACUCAAGGCAGGAACAAAGUACUCGGUGGCCGUGUUUGGGAUGUUUGAUGGAGGGGAGAGUUUGCCCCUGGCAGGAGAGGAGAAGACGACCCUCUCCGACGCUCCUGAGCCUCCUCCUAUCGCCCCCCCUGACACUCAGUGUAAGACCACAGCGAAGGCCGACAUCGUGCUGCUGGUCGACGGCUCCUGGAGCAUCGGACGCAUCAACUUCAAAACCAUUCGCAACUUCAUCGCCCGCAUGGUCAGCGUCUUCGACAUCAGCCCUGACAGGGUCCAGAUCGGUCUGGCUCAGUACAGCGGAGACCCAAAGACCGAGUGGCAUCUGAACGCCCACCCCACCAGGGCGUCCCUGCUGGACGCCGUCAACAACCUCCCGUACAAAGGAGGAAACACCAUGACAGGAAUGGCUCUGAACUACAUCCUGCAGAACAACUUCAAACCCAAUGUGGGUCUGCGAGAUGACGCCCGCAAAAUUGGCGUCCUGAUCACUGACGGAAAGUCCCAGGACGAAAUCAUCAUCAACUCCCAGAACCUGAAGGACAGCGGCAUCGAGCUCUACGCUAUCGGUGUGAAGAAUGCCGAUGAGAACGAGCUGAGGACCAUCGCCUCCGAGCCCGACGACAUUCACAUGUACAACGUCAACGACUUCCAGUUCCUGCUGGACAUCGUCGACGACCUCACCAUCAACCUGUGUAACAGCGUCAAGGGUCCAGGAGUUGAAAUGGGUCCGCCCAACAACCUGGUGACCUCGGAGGUGACCCACCGCUCCUUCCGUGCCACCUGGACGGCGCCCAGCAGCCCCGUGGACAAGUAUCGCGUCACUUACGUGCCGGUGGCCGGAGGAUCCACCGAGGAGCUGCUGGUCGACGGGACGGUGACCACUGUGGUGCUGGAGAACCUGAACCCUCUGACCGAGUACCUGGUCAACGUUUACUCCUUGGUCGGCGAGGCGAGCAGCGAGCCUCUGAAGGGCACCGAGACCACCUUGCCGCUGUCUGCCGUGAGGAACAUGAACGUUUAUGACGAGACCUUAAGCACCAUGAGGGUGAGAUGGGAGGAGGCGGACGGCGCCACGGGCUACAUGCUGCUGUACAAGGCCAUCAACGCCACCGAGCCCCAGCUGGAGAAAGAGGUGCGAGUUGGCGGAGACGUAACGAGCGUGCAGCUGGUGCAGCUGAUACCCAACACGGCGUACUCCAUCACACUGUACGCCCUGCACGGAGAAGCGGCCAGCGACCCCCUGGAGGGGACGGGAGUCACCUUGCCCAUGCCUCCUUCUGGAGCCCUGAGAAUCACCGACGUCACUCACAGCACCAUGAGGCUCAACUGGGACGCAUCUCCCGGACCCGUCCGCAAGUACAUGAUCACCUACAAACCGGAGGGCGGAGACGUCAAAGAUGUUGAAGUCAGCGGUGACAUCACCACCCUGGACCUGACCAACCUCAUCUCCCAGACCGAGUACGAUGUGGCCGUCACCCCGAUCUACGACGAGGGACCUGGAACCCCGAUGCUGGGAACCGCUAUCACAGAUGUUGUUCCGGCCCCCAAGAACCUGCAGUUCUCCGAGGUCACCCAGACCUCGUUCAGGGCCACCUGGGAUCACGGGGCCCCGGACGUGGCCCUCUACCGCAUCGGCUGGACCAAGAAGGGGGAGACCAACUUCCAGUUUGCCAUCCUGAAUAGCGACGAGACCUCCCACGUUCUGGAGAACUUGGACCCUGACACCGAGUACGCUGUCACCGUCACGGCCAUCUACCCGGACGAGUCGGAGAGCGAGGACCUGAUGGGAAGCGAGCGCACUCAAUGUGUCUGUGUGCUGCCAGUGCCUCCGCCACCGCCAAAAAACCUGAGGGUUUUCAACGCCACCAUCUACACGCUGACGGCGAAGUGGGACGCCGCCCCCGGCCCCGUGCAGAACUACAAGAUCACCUACAGUCCCACAGCUGGAGGCGAGCCCAUCUCGACGCAGGUUGGCGGGAAGAAGACCAGCCUCAUCCUGCAGAAGCUCCAGCCCGACACGCCGUACACCGUCUCUGUGGCGGCCGUGUAUCCCACCGGCAUCAGCUCAGACAUCUCCGCGGAUGGAAGAACCAAACCUCUGGGCGGAGUGAGGAAUCUGCAGGUGCUGAACCCGACCAUGACCACCCUGAACGUGCGCUGGGAGCCCGCCGAGGGCCGAGUGAAGGAAUACAAGAUCACUUACGUCCCUGCCGCCGGAGGAGCCGAGAGCAUGGUAGGACUGGAAACAGUGACACCAGGUACCACCACCACCAUCCUGCGGGGCCUGCAGCCCGACACCCUCUACACCGUCUCCCUGGUCCCGGUCUACGCUGAGGGAGAGGGAAAGACGAUGUCUGAAAAUGGAAAGACAAGGCCACUGGGAGGCGUGAAGAACCUGAGGGUGACCAACCCCACCAUGACCUCUCUGACGGUGGACUGGGACCCGGCCGAUGGCGCCGUUCGCCUCUACAAGGUCUUCUUUGUGCCUGUCGCCGGAGGCCGAGAGGAGAUGGAGCAAGUUCCCGCAGGCACCACCAACACCAUCCUCAGGAACCUGAUGCCCGACACGCUGUACACGGUGUCGGUGUUACCGGUUUACCCGGCCAGGGAGGGAAAACGCCAGUCUGAGAACGGAAAGACAUUGCCUUUGGGCGGAGUGGGCAACAUGAAGGUGACCAACCCGACCAUCACCACUCUCACGGUCACCUGGAAUCCCGCCGAUGGAAACGUUCAGGGCUACAAAGUGAUCUACGCUCCUGUCGAUGGAGGACUGGAGAUUGUGGAGCAAGUGUCGGAGAGCACCACCACCACCGUCCUGGACAAGCUUCUGCCGGACACCCGCUACACCGUCACCGUGGUGCCCGUCUACGCAGAGGGAGACGGACCCAGCCUGUCCGACAGCGGCAAGACGAAGCCGCUGGGUUUUGUGAGAAACCUGCAGGUUACUGAUCCCACCACCAGCACCCUGAACGUCCGCUGGGAGCCCGCCGAGGGGAGCGUACGCGAAUACAUCGUGAUCUGGGUGCCAGCGGCCGGAGGAGACCAGGAUGUGGAUCAGGUGUCAGGAACCACCACCGCCACCGUCCUGAAGAACCUGGAUCCGGACACCGAGUACACCGUCACAGUGGUGCCCGUCUACCACGAGAUGGAGGGCAAAUCGCAGUCUGAAAACGGGAAAACGAAUCCUCUGGGUGGAGUGAAGAACCUGAAGGUGACCGACCCGACCAUCAACACCCUGACGGUGCGCUGGGAUCCCGCGGUCGGCAACGUGCGCAGCUACAAAGUCUCCUACACCGCCGAGCCGGGAGGAGAGGAACGAACGGAGGAGGUGUCGGGCGGCACCACCAACACCGUCCUCAGGAACCUGGACCCCGACACCGUCUACAACGUGGCUGUUGUUCCCGUCUACCCGGACGUGGAGGGCAUACGGCAGGCUGAGAAGGGAAAGACAAAGCCUCUGGGCGGAGUGAAGAAUCUUCAGGUGACCGACCCCACCACCAACUCCCUGAGGGUCCGCUGGGAGCCGGCCGACGGCGACGUCCGGCAGUACCACAUCGUCUACGUCCCCGCCACCGGAGGAACCGAGAGCAUGACUCAGGUGUCCGGGAUGUCGACGAACACGGUUCUGAGAGACCUGCAGCCGGACACAGAGUACAAAGUGACGCUGGUGCCUAUCUACUCCGACGUGGAGGGGAAACGCGUGUCGGAGAACGGAAAGACGAAGGCUCUAGGCGGAGUGAAGAAUCUGCAGGUCACCGAUCCCACCACCAGCUCCCUCAAGGUGCGCUGGGACCCGGCGGAGGGCAACGUCCGUCAGUACCGCAUCUUCUACGUCCCCGCGUCCGGCGGCGCUGAGGACAUGGAGCAGGUGUCAGGCGGCACCACCAACACCGUACUGAGGAACCUGCUGUCGGACACUCCCUACACCGUGACCGUGGUUCCGGUUUACCCGGAGGGAGAAGGUCUGCGCCAGUCCGACGACGGAAAGACACUCCCACGCACGCCACCCAGGAACAUCCAGGUGUACAACCCCACCCCCAACAGCCUGAAUGUGCGCUGGGAGCCCGCCACAGGCCAGGUUCAGCAGUACCGGGUGACUUAUUCCCCCCUGACCGGAACCAGACCCGCGGAGUCGGUCCUGGUGUCAGGAAACAUCAACAACGCCUUCCUGGACAACCUGAUCCCGGAUACGCCCUACACCAUCAGUGUCGCAGCCCUGUACGCCGACGGAGAGGGACGGCCGGUGACGGGCAGCGACAAAACACUGCCCCGUGCCGGUCCCCGGAACAUGCGAGUGUUCGAUGCCACCACCAGCACCCUCACCAUGAACUGGGACCACGCAGAGGGACCUGUGAGGCAGUACAGGAUCGGCUACGCCCCCAUGACCGGAGACCCCAUCACUGAGUUUACCGUGGUUCCUGGAAACAGAAACAACGCCAUGCUGCAGAACCUGGUCCCCGACACCCCAUACAACAUCACCGUGGAGGCCAUCUACGCCGAGGGGCCUGGAGGGUUACUCAAUGGAAACGGACGCACAGUCGGCCUGCUGAGUCCCAGAAACCUUCGCGUCUCGGACGAGUGGUACACCCGGUUCAGGGUGGCCUGGGACCCGGUGGGGGCUCCUGUCCAGGGUUACAGACUGAUCUACUCUCCUGAAGGCACAGACCAGCCCAUCGAUAUCUUCGUGGGCGACGUGACCUCCUACACUCUGCACAACCUGCAGCCUGGAACCACCUACGAUGUCAAAGUGAUUGCUCAGUACACCGGCGGCAUGAGCACGCCGCUCGACGGACAGGGAACAACACUCUACCUGAACGUGACCAACAUCGAGACCUACAACGUUGGUCACGACAAGUUCUGCAUCAAAUGGACUCCUCACAGGGCGGCGACGUCAUACCGCAUCAAACUCAACCCUCAGGACCCCUCCAGUAAAGGACAACAUGAGAUCACCAUCCCCGCCGGCCUGCCUCAGUACUGCUUUGACGGACUUUCUCCCGACGCUCUGUACACCGCCACCGUCUUCGUUCAGACCCCAAACCUGGAGGGACCAGGGGUCAGCGCCAAGGAGAGAACAUUGGUGAAGCCGACUCCGGUUCCAACGCUCCCGCCAACCCCGACACCUCCACCCACCAUCCCCCCCGCGUGGGCAGUUUGCAAAGGUGCCAAAGCAGAUGUGGUGUUCCUCAUCGACGGCUCCUGGAGCAUCGGCGAGGAGAGCUUCAACAAAGUCGUUAACUUCGUCUUCGGCAUGAUCGGCGCCUUUGAUGUCAUCGGACCCUCCGGGAUGCAGGUGUCGUUCGUGCAGUACAGCGAUGACGCAAAGACAGAGUUCAGGCUGAACGCGUACCAAGACAAAGGUGUCGCCAUGUCUGCACUUCAUCACAUUCGCUACAGAGGAGGAAACACCAAGACAGGAGUGGCUCUGAAACACACCUACGACAAGGCCUUUUCAAUGGAAAAUGGAAUGAGAAGAAACGUCCCCAAGGUUGUCGUGGCGAUCACAGACGGACGCUCUCAGGACGAGGUGAAGAAGAACGCCGCCAAGCUUCAGCACGCAGGUUACAGCGUUUUUUCCAUCGGUGUUGCCGACGUGGAUUUCGUGGAGCUGCAGUCGAUCGGCAGCAAACCCAGCGAGAGGCACGUCUUCGUCGUGGACGACUUUGAUGCUUUCGACACCAUCAAAGAAAACCUGAUCACCUUCAUCUGCGAAACCGCAACAUCAUCCUGUCCUUUGAUUUUCCUGAACGGAUUCACUUCACCUGGCUUCAGGAUGCUCGAGGCGUUCAACCUGACAGAGAAGACCUACAGUUACAUCAAAGGCGUCUCCAUGGAGCCGGGCUCCUUCAACAGCUACACAGCGUACAGACUCCACAAGAACGCCUUCCUCUCUCAGCCCACAACAGAGAUCCACCCUGACGGCCUUCCCCACGCCUACACCAUCAUCCUCAUGUUCCGCCUCCUCCCCGACUCGCCCACCGAGGCCUUCGACAUCUGGCAGGUGUCGAGCAAUGACCACAAGCCAGAGACCGGACUCACUAUCGACCCCUCCAGCCAGACCGUGUCCUUCUACAACAAAGACGAGCGCGGCGAGAUCCAGAGGGUGACGUUCGACAGCGCUCAAGUGAAGAGGAUGUUCCACGGGAGCUUCCACAAGCUCCAUAUCCUGGUCUCAUCCACCAGCGUCAAACUCAACAUCGACUGCCAAGAAGUGGCUGAGAAGGAGAUCAAGGCCGCUGGAAACACGUCCAGCGAUGGCUACCAGGUUCUGGGCAAGAUGUCCAAGUCCAUCGGCUCCAAAGGAGAAUCAGCAACUUUCCAGCUCCAGAUGUUCGAUAUUGUCUGCAGCUUGGGCUGGACCAGCAGAGACAGAUGCUGUGACCUCCCCUCCAUGAGAGAUGAGCUGAAGUGUCCGUCUCUCCCCAACUCCUGUACCUGCACCUCAGAGGCCAACGGGCUCCCAGGGACUCAGGGUCCAGUGGGUGCCCCCGGCAGCAAAGGUCCCCGAGGUGAGAGAGGAGAGGCUGGUCCUGUCGGACCACUCGGCCCGCGGGGAGAUCUCGGACCACCUGGGCCCAUGGGUCUGCCCGGCCCUCAAGGACCCAGCGGGAUGUCGAUUCCAGGAGAGGCUGGCCGCCCUGGACCAAAGGGAGACCCCGGUGACUCGGGCUUACCUGGACAAAAAGGCUCACCUGGUCCUCCCGGUGCCGUCGGCCCGAUCGGACCAGCUGGAGUGAGAGGCCCUCAAGGAAAGGAAGGACCGGCUGGACCCAGAGGCCCCGCAGGGCCCAUGGGACCUCCAGGAUCUCCAGGAAUACCAGGUGCUGCAGGAAAACCAGGAAAGCCCGGAGACUCCGGUCCUUCUGGUGCUAUCGGCCCCAAGGGAGACAAGGGAGAGAGAGGCGACUUCGCUCCUCAGAACAUGAUGCGGUCCAUUGCCAGACAAGUUUGUGAGCAGCUGGUAAACGCACAAAUGACUCGAGUCAACACGUUACUGAACCAGAUCCCCAACGGCAUGCACCGCAACAAUCACCCAGGACCUCCGGGGCCUCCCGGACCUUCUGGCAGGCAGGGACCCCGCGGAGAGCCAGGCGCCACGGGAAGGAACGGCUUCCCAGGAAGUCCAGGUUUACCUGGGCAGCAGGGAGAGAGAGGUCCUGCAGGAGAGAAAGGCGACCGAGGAGUGUCAGGAGUUGGACAGAAGGGACCCAGAGGGCCACAGGACCCCCCCCCCCCCCCUGGAGAAAGCAGGACAGGACCCCCAGGCCCUUCAGGCUCUGCCGGACCUCGCGGCCCCCCCGGACGUCCAGGAUACGCCGGAGUGCGUGGACCUCCCGGCCCUCCCGGAUACUGCGACUCUUCUCAGUGCGUCGGUAUUCCUUACAACGGGCAAGGAUACGUAGGCCAGUACCCUCCUGAACCCGACACCCGAGUAGACCCAGAGCCCGAGGAGGAUGAGGUGUCGCAAUACCAGCGUCGAAAGAGAUCACUAUCAAGAAAGGCGUCCAACAGGCUAACAUCAUAAGACAAGCCAUGUUCUCUUUUCUUCUUUCUUUUCCUUUGUUCAACCUGUGUUUGUUGUUGGAAUGAUGCACAUUACACACAGAAACUAAACAAAAAAAAAAAACGGGGUUUGACACCUCGACUUUAUUGGAAAAUACCUUUAAAUGCCUUAAAACGUAUGUGAAUAUUCAUUUUUGUGGCAGGUGAAGGGUUUGGAUG